CGAGCCAGGCAGGGAGCCACAGGGUGCCCUGGGUCCCCACCCCCUUCUCCAGGCACCCUGUGGCUGUGCACAGCCGGGCGCUCAGUGGUGUGGAUGCAGGUAAGAGAGGCCUGGGGCUCGGGUAGGCUGGGCGGUGGGGGCCCAGGGCUGAGCUGGAGGGUCGUGAAAAGGACCUGAACAGCUGGACAGGAGGCUGCCCAGCUGGUGGCCACAGGAACCAGGGUGUGCCCCGACUCUAGUGUCCACUCGUCCCACUGGCCACCACCCUCCCUCCCGGAUCUGCACACACCUGCCUGCCCCACAGACCCAGCUCCUGGCCACCCAUGCUGGACGGUCACAGAAGCGGGCUGGGCAGGCUGUAGGCCGUGCCGCUGCCCACUGCCGGCUUCCCGGUGCACCUCCCCCAGGAUGCUGCAGCCUGAGGGCCCCCGGGCCUCGGAAGAGGGUGGGACCCGGCGGAGCGACUGCAUCAUCUGCUAUUCGGCCUACGACCUCUCUGGGCACCUGCCCCGCCGCCUCUACUGCGGACACACCUUCUGCCAGGCAUGCGUGCGGCGGCUGGACAUGUCGGUGCACGAGCAGCGCUGGAUCCCCUGCCCGCAGUGCCGCCAGAGCACACCCACACCGCGAGGAGGGGUGGCCAUGCUGGACCUGGACUUGGCCGCCUUCCUGGCCAUUAAGGCUGAACGAGAGCCAGCAAGAGUGGAGCCCUGGCCCCCCACACCCCUCAAAGAUGGCACCACUGUCACUCAGCAGCCGCCUGGGCUCUGCCCCAGCUUGGGCCCCCAGCCCCACUUUCCCCAGCCCAGAUGCUGCCGGAACUGUGGCAGCCUCUGCUGCCUGUCCCUGGGCGGCCGCGAGGUCUGAGCUCUGCUCUUCCCACCCCUGCAGGGGAACCUGCUGCCUGAGGCAGGCCUGCCUCGGACCUCUGACCACGCACAGUCUUCCCAGAACAACCUGGUGGCAGAGUGUCCUGGAUGCAGCCCACUGGCCCAGUGGUGCCACCAGAGCCAUGGGCGUGCCCAGGCCACACUCGAAGGUCAGGGCUGUGGCCAUAGUGCCAUGAGACUCCACCGGAGGCUGGUGACCUCCUAUCCUGGCCAGGACAGUCUGACAGUGUGUGCCCAGCGGGGACACUGCAAGCCCAGCUGAGGUCUGGACUCAGCCCAGAGGGUGUCCUAGGAGACUCUGGUGGGCAGUCCUAGGCGCCCAGGCUGAAGGCCAAAAGGGCAGGGCCGAGUCAAGGCUGGUCCUCAGUGGCUCAUGCCAGAGCAGGCCUCCUCUCCUCCAAAAGGUCUCAGAGGCAGGAGCCAGGAGAGAGGCCAGCUCCCUCACCGCUGCCCGGCUGUCAGCCCUGUGAGGUUCAUGCACUCAACAAAGUUCAUUGAGUUCCCA
Messenger RNA from Lemur catta (Ring-tailed lemur), 1395 nucleotides. RefSeq names its product ring finger protein 224 (gene RNF224). The record is from RefSeq and is a predicted model, not a curated record. The transcript has a single exon. Bases 409 to 867 code for a protein of 152 amino acids. NCBI's taxonomy places the organism in Eukaryota, Metazoa, Chordata, Mammalia, Primates, Lemuridae.